This is a messenger RNA of Syngnathoides biaculeatus (alligator pipefish), 5456 nucleotides long. It is a transcript of the gene srrm2, whose product is annotated as serine/arginine repetitive matrix 2. The transcript has 14 exons. Lineage: Eukaryota; Metazoa; Chordata; Actinopteri; Syngnathiformes; Syngnathidae. Bases 246 to 4814 code for a protein of 1522 amino acids. The record is from RefSeq and is a predicted model, not a curated record.
GACGUGUCGCGUGUUUGUGGCGUCAUUACACGCUGAUUCUGAAACCUGAUUGGACCCACACAAAAAACUUUAAUUUUCUGAGCCACUUAUCCUCACAAGGGUCGCCGGAGCCUAUCCCAACUAUCUUCCGGGAGCAGCCACAGAAGUAGUGAAUACACGAGUGGCAAACAAAGACCUGGUGAAGAAUAUUUUCCAUCUCUAUCGACGACGUUUCUCUCCGCUCCCGGAGAAAAGUGUGAGCCGCCAUGUACAAUGGCAUCGGCCUGACCACUCCCCGGGGCAGCGGCACCAAUGGCUAUGUGCAGCGUAACCUGUCGACACUGCGGGCCAAGAGGCCCCGUGACGACCGCAGUGGUGAGCGCGAUGAGAAGGACCGGGAGCGGCUGGAGAGUCAACUCAACCGGCAGCCCAAUGCGGACAUCCUUGAACACCAGAGGAAGCGCCAGCUGGAGGUGGAGUGUGCUAAGUUUCAGGACAUGAUGGAGGAGCAGGGAUACUCGGUAGAGGAGAUUGAGGAGAAGGUGAACAGCUUCAGAAUGAUGCUGCAGGAAAAGCAGCAGCCCCCUCCUCCUGCCUCUGGUGACAAAGCCAGUGUGACAGAAACUCAUGCGCUGGCUGCGGCUAACCAGCAGAAGAACGACCGCCUGCGAGCAGCUUUCGGCAUCUCCACUGACUACGUGGAUGGCUCGUCUUUCCACGCCGACCGCAAGGAGAAGGAGAAAGAGAAACGGGAGCAGGAGCGCCUGGAGAGGGAAAGGCAGCAGCAGCAGAAAUACACGUUGGUGGAGGACUCAGACGAGUCAGAAUCCCCACCAAAGAAACGCAGUCGGAAGAAGAAAAAGAAAAAUAAGAAGAGAACUGGCUCAGAGAGUCCUUCACCGGCUCCUCGCCGAGGGAAAAAAUCAAAGAGGAGGAGGAAACGUGAGUCCACGGCGGAGGAAGAAGAAGAAAGUUCCUCAGAUGAGAAGCAGAAGAAGGCAUCAAAGAAGAAAAAGAAGCGAGCUGGUAAAAGUCCCGCAAAGACGAAGGCAGCACCAGAACGGAGCUCCUCGUCCAGUUCAUCCCAAAGUCAUUCGCCGGUACGGUCAAAUCACCGCAAGAGGCAGGAAGUUGACAACGGAUGCAGGUCGAGAUCACCAGACAGAAGACGAGGCCGCGACGAACAAAGUCCACGACGCCGAGCAGGUGACGAGAUAGAUAAAGGGAGGACAAUGCCCUCCCUUCCCAGGAGGAGACGUGACUCUUCCUCCCCAUCCUCUCCUCGGCGGAUGGACAAAAGGAAAGAGACGGAGAGAAGCAAAGAGAGACAUAGCGAAAGCCGACGUUCACGCAGCAAAGAUAGGGAUAAGAAAAAGCGAAACGAGAAGGACACCCGGAGGAGAUCAAGAAGUAAAGAAACAGAAAAACGGAGAGAUAGAAGAUCAAGAAGUCCAGAAAGUGGAAAAGACAAAGGAUGGGGAAGGCGUUCAGGGAGCAGCGAAAAGCGGGAAAAACCAAAGCUGUGUCCUCCCGAGAGGAUGAGACAUGACUCUUCUUCUCCUUCACCUCCUAAAGUUGAUGCCAGGAGUGGUCACAGCAGAAGAACACAACAUGGGGAAGAGAGGGACACCGGGAAACGGGACACACAGUCCAGACACGACUCUUCUCAUUCACCAUCCACAGUGGACUGCAGGAGUGGUCGCACCAGAGGAAUGCAACGAGAGGAGGAGAAGAACACUCCGAAGAGGGACACGCGAACCAGACAUGAUUCAUCUUCGCCUUCACCUCCCAAAGUGGACACCAGGACUGGUCGCUGCAGAGGAGAGGUAAAGAGGAAUACCAGGAACCAUGACACAAGAACCAGACAAGCGUCUUCUUCACCUUCCCCUCCAAAAGAGGACACAAGGAGUGGUCGUGGCAGAGGAGCGGAGCAAGAGGAAAAGAGGAAUGCUGCAAAGGAGAACACACGAACCAGACACGACUCCUCUUCGCCUUCUCCCAAAGCGGAUGCCAGGAGUGGUCACAGCAGAGGAGCGCAACGAGAGGAAGAGAGGAACGCUGGGAAGCGAGAAAGGCAGACCAAACAUGACUCCUUGUCCCCGUCUACUGAGAGGAAGAACAGAGGAGAGGCAAUGCAGACAUCCAGGAUUAAAGAACCUGAAAAUAGAGCUCCUCCGAGAUCCUCCGAUAGAGAUCCUCUCCCACCCUUAAAUGGACGCCAGGAAAAAAGCAGAGAUGGAAGCAGGAAGUCAGACGAGGUAACAGAAUUUCAACAAAAACCUGACAACAGAACCCAAAGUCCUCCAAAGAAACAGGCGCAGGAUGGAAAAGAAUGCAGCAGUGAUAGUGACUCCUCUUCAUCUUCAUCCCCAUCAUCUUCAUCUUCCUCAUCCUCAUCUUCAUCAUCCGAAGAGGACGACCAACCCAAGACCGUAGAAAACAGAGACUCUUCUUCUAUCAAAGUGGCUGUUCAGAGGUUUGUCACUAAUGGACGCACCGAGAGCUCACAACAAUCCAAAAGACCCCCUGAGCAGGCAGACGAUGAGCGCCCCCCCCACAGAGUCCCAUUGGAUCCUCCAGGCAAAAACCUCCAGGACCGCCGUAGUCCGCGAGAGAAACUGACCAGGAGGUCCCGCUCUCCGCCAACUCACCGUGUCACCCCACCAAAGCAGUACCAGGACCCUCUUCCCCGCUCGAGGAGAAGUAGUCCUCCUCCGGCCCGCCUCAGAGACCGUGAGAGGGAUCGAGACAGAGGAUGGGAACGGACUGCCAGACGCAGCAGGUCCAGGACUAGGAGCCCCAUAAUGCACAGUCCUCUGCUUAGGGGGCGCCCCCCUUCUUCGCCAUCCCACAGAAGACGGAGCAGUCGCUCGCCCAUCAGGAGACGAACAAGUUAUUCGCCAUUGCCGGGACGGAAGAGGCGAACCAGUGGGUCUCCUUCGCAAUCAGUACGGAGGAGGACCAGUCAUUCUCCAAUAAGGAGGCGCACUAGUCGUUCACCAGUUAGGCUGCAAAACAGUCGCUCUCCAAUAGGAAGGCAGAGCAGUCGUUCACCAAUUAAGAAGCGGACCAGUCGCUCGCCAAUGGGAAAGCGGACCAGUCGCUCGCCAGCGGGAAAGCGAACCAGUCGCUCGCCAACGAGGAGGCGAACCAGUCGCUCGCCAACGAGGAGGCGGCCCAGCCGCUCGCCAGUGAGGAGGCGGCCCAGCCGCUCGCCAGUGAGGAGGCGGCCCAGCCGCUCGCCAGUGAGGAGGCGGCCCAGCCGCUCGCCAGUGAGGAGGCGGCCCAGCCGCUCGCCAGUGAGGAGGCGGCCCAGCCGCUCGCCAGUGGGGAGGCGGACCAGCCGCUCGCCAGUGGGGAGGCGGACCAGCCGCUCGCCAGUGGGGAGGCGGACCAGCCGCUCGCCCGUGGGGAGGCGGACCAGCCGCUCGCCCGUGAGGAGGCGGACCAGCCGCUCGCCCGUGAGGAGGCGGACCAGCCGCUCGCCCGUGGGGAGGCGGACCAGCCGCUCGCCCGUGGGGAGGCGGACCAGCCGCUCGCCCGUGGGGAGGCGGAUCAGCCGCUCGCCCGUGGGGAGGCGGACCAGCCGCUCGCCCGUGGGGAGGCGGACCAGCCGCUCGCCCGUGAGGAGGCGGACCAGCCGCUCGCCCGUGGGGAGGCGGACCAGCCGCUCGCCCGUGGGGAGGCGGACCAGCCGCUCGCCCGUGGGGAGGCGGACCAGCCGCUCGCCCGUGGGGAGGCGGACCAGCCGCUCGCCAGUGGGGAGGCGGACCAGCCGCUCGCCAGUGGGGAGGCGGACCAGCCGCUCGCCAGUGGGGAGGCGGACCAGCCGCUCGCCAGUGGGGAGGCCGACCAGGCGCUCGCCAACGGGAAGACGAACCAGUCUCUCACCAAUAACGAAGCGGAGCAGUCGUUCGCCAAUGGGGAAACGGACCAAUCGCUCACCAUCGCCCUCAGUGAGGAGGCGGCCAAGUCGCUCGCCAUUGCCUCCAAAAAGAAGCGAGGCUAUCAGUCGCUCUCCUUUAGCUCCAGUGAGGAAGUUGACAAGUGGCUCGCCAAGGGGGACCGGUCAAUCUGUGUCCUCAGAAGGUGUCAGGAAGCAAGAUAGCGAAGCAGACAAGCCUCGAGGUAGGCAGGAGCAGCAAACACCGCUGGGGAAAGACGCUCGGCAGCCCAGCAGAUCUUCAUCCUCGUCUUCAUCUUCCUCCUCCUCCUCAGACUCCUCGUCAUCGUCCUCUUCCUCGUCAUCUUCACCGUCGCCAAACAGAAAAGAUGUGAACCCUUUGAAGGAGGAGAAGAAAAACCAGCAGGAAGAUGAGAAACGAGAGUAUAUGACUUUGAAAAGCGGGUGCGAAACAUCGUCUCAUGUGGUGAUGCAAGGCUCUGGCGACCAAUCGGACCACAGCGAGUUGUCAAGAGCCGUGACCAGGAAGUCAUCACCACCUGGGGCCAGUCUUCCAGCAAACCUGGAAGUGGUCUCUGAGCGUGGUGCCAAUGGGAAGGAAUUGAACAAGAAAGGAAACAGGAGUAGCAGCUCCUCCUCUUCUUCAUCUUCAUCCUCUUCUUCCUCCUCCUCCUCCUCCUCCUCAUCCUCCUCCUCUUCAGACAGCUCCGACUCAGAGGCACAGCCAGAAAAAGGGAAAGCUAAAGCUAGGAGUUCCAGAUCGUCAUCAUCAUCUAGCACUGAAAAAGACAAGGACAAGAGCCGUGCUCACCCUGGUCGGCUUCCAGCAGACUCACUGCGAGAUUCUCGCUCUUUGAGCUAUUCUCCUCCUCGACACAUGCGACGAGCGCCCACCUCGCCGGGACGCAAGUCAGGAGGUCGGACCCGCUGAUCACCUCUGCUGACCCAGAAUGUGAACGUUGACCUUGAACAAGCUCCCCCUUCCUGACAGCAGGAAGUUAAACAACCGGAACAGGAAAUGAAGGCACAAGUGCUGCACAACAAUUCCUGUUAUCGUGACAGCCCUUAAAAGUAUGGAUGCGUCAUGUGACUUCUGGUGUCCUCGUCAUGUCCUUUCACUUGACGUCUUUAGUUUCGUUGUGGUUCUUUGAUGAUAAAGUUAAUUGUACAUUUUAUUGCUGUCCACUUGGUUGCCAUCGCCAUCUUUUGGUUAUUCCUUUUUAAGGAUUUGAAAAUCCCCCUUUUGUGGCUCUAAUGGAUGUUGAUGUGAAAUGUGCUUAUCAAUGCAAGGAUGAAAAUUAAAUGUAUAGUCUUUUUUUUCCUCCCCUAAUUUUUAAUAAAAACGGAAUUGUUGGUCAAUCGUUGAGCCAAAUUUGACAGUUAUGAGAAAAACCGGCGACGCUUUCAUUUCCCCAAAAUUGACCUCAUAGGUUGUUCACUUAACAUCAGAUAAAUGACAACAUGGGAAAAGUAUAUAGAUACCAAGUAAAUAAAGCCCCUUUAAUUCUAGGACUGUCGGCUGGUGAUGUGGUCUAAAAUGUAAAAGGAGUAAAUAAAAUGUUUUAAACUUUUU